AUGCAGGGAGGUUAUUCGUACUCACAGGGUGGUUACCCACCGUACAGCACAGCUCCUAGAACACAUCCCUACUUCUCUCCCACUGCUGAUUCCUACUACGCCACACGCCCCGGAUCAUUCUCAGCCAGAGGGUCGUCGGCCGUGCCAGGGUAUACCACCCCUCACUAUGGCUCAAAUCAAGGCAGGCGCCCUUCAGGAGUGUGGAUGGGUAGCAUGCCUUAUGGAUCGCCGCUUAUCCGGUCGAACACACAUGCCGGAUUGGGAAUUGACUAUUGGGAAUUGACUCCUGAAUACGAUUCUCCAGAAGAAGAAUCAGACGCUGAUUCCGAUUAUGACGGACCGCCUCGUGCACCCAUGCCGCCCACACUCAGGCGUCCUAAAAAGAAGAGUUCGGGGAGCGAGUACAUCGUUGAAGAGAUGGAUAAUGAAGGGGAGACUGUCAGGAUGGACUACCCUGCACCGAGGCGGAGUGGGAGGAGGCGAACUACAGCGGAUGGAUGGCGCAGACAGAGCAAUGGUGCAGCAGCGACAUCUUCCCGAUCUGAACCAGCAGCCACGUCCGCCCCUGCCCCCUCCCUUCCCAGAUGGACAGUGCGCAAUCUCACCAAGAAUCACGAGCACAGCUCGAGUGAUCGGACGGUCAUCAUCAUACAGGAUCGAACUUGCUACAGGCUUUGGGAGAGUCAACUUCCUGGGGCGAGACAGAAGGGCGAAGGGGAGAGGAUGCACCCCGAUAAGAUAGCCAUUGCGCGAGCAGAAAGCUGGUUGAGUGAACGUCCCGGGACUUCGCUCUCGGGUGGCCGUUAUAUCCCAGCAAAAUUCUACGCUGCAGACACUGGCCGAGACACCGAUACCGUAUUUGCCGUCCCCUCCCCGUACAUCACCUCUCGUGGCGAGGAAGAGAAGAAAGCAUGGGUUCAAAGUUGCUGCUCAAGUCUCUGGCCUUGUUUGAGACCCGAAUUUGAUCAGCAAGAUGGGGGACGUAGUAUGAUCAAGAAGAUGAAGAAGGGCUCACAAACCUUCUUUGCCAGCCAAUUCAAACAUUACGCUAAACAAGAUCUUGGACCAGAAGAAGAAAGCGAUGACGAGGAUGAGGUGGUCAUGCAAGGGAGAUACUGA
This is a messenger RNA of Cryptococcus amylolentus CBS 6039, 1119 nucleotides long. RefSeq lists its product as hypothetical. The transcript has 3 exons. The record is from RefSeq and is a predicted model, not a curated record. Lineage: Eukaryota; Fungi; Basidiomycota; Tremellomycetes; Tremellales; Cryptococcaceae. Bases 1 to 1119 code for a protein of 372 amino acids.